AUGGGGAACACCUUUACAAACCUCUUCAAGGGCCUUUUUGGCAAAAAGGAAAUGUAUACCCUCAUGGUGGGCCUGGAUGCCGCAGGGAAGACAACGAUCCUGUACAAGCUGAAGCUCGGGGAGACCGUGACCACCAUUCCCACGGUGGGUUUCAAUGUGGAGACGGUGGAGUACAAGAACAUCAGCUUCACUAUGUGGGACGUGGGCGGCCAGGACCAGAUUCGGUCGCUGUGGCGCCACUAUUUUGCCAACACCCAGGGCUUGAUCUUCGUGGUAGACAGCAAUGACCGAGAGCGUAUAAACGAGGCGCGACAGGAGCUCCUGGGGAUGCUGAUGGAGGAAGAGCUCCGAGAUGCCGCCCUCCUGGUGUUUGCCAACAAGCAGGACCUCCCGAACGCCAUGACCGUGGCUGAAAUCACGAACAAGCUGGGGCUACACUCCCUCCGCCACAGGAGCUGGUACAUCCAGGCCGCCUGCGCCACCAGCGGGGACGGGCUCUACGAGGGCCUGGACUGGCUGUCCAAACAGCUCCAGAACCAGAAGUGA
Molecule: messenger RNA, 546 nt
Organism: Ochotona curzoniae (black-lipped pika)
Lineage: Eukaryota; Metazoa; Chordata; Mammalia; Lagomorpha; Ochotonidae
Product: ADP-ribosylation factor 1-like
Exons: 1
Coding region: 1-546 (181 amino acids)
Biological process (GO): vesicle-mediated transport; intracellular protein transport
Cellular component (GO): cytoplasm; plasma membrane
Molecular function (GO): GTPase activity; GTP binding
Source: RefSeq, a predicted model, not a curated record